Molecule: messenger RNA, 3398 nt
Organism: Penicillium brasilianum
Lineage: Eukaryota; Fungi; Ascomycota; Eurotiomycetes; Eurotiales; Aspergillaceae
Source: the annotation of a GenBank genome assembly
CAACAAUGCCGUUGCUAUCAUUCCAUCCCCCGAAGGUGACCGUCUCCGGCGACGUCAGCACCACGUGAUCAGGGGUUUUUUGCAGGCGGUGAAACCUCGCCCUCGCCGGCACGCGGCAGAACCCGUCACUCGCUUCUGUUGCUGCACCCCAUCGUAGCAGUCUUGUCGCUCUCACUCCCCUUUCUCCGAGGCCUUUGACUUGAGCUGCUUUCCCAUAGCCCUCUUCAAUCAUUGUGACAACCUCAGCUACUAUCCUCCCGUGCCUAUUCAUGCCGACCGCUCUCCCGCGACCCUCUACUGUGGUGUUGCCCACGUCCUAACCGACCUCCCCUCGUCGUUCCAGCAUUGGCGCCCAGGUGACCUCGAAGCCUCUGGCGAUACUAUACACCAGCGAGACGCGUGGAUAUACUCGGGCUCAGAUCUUUGUGAGCCAGGAACGCGGUGGCAGUGAGAACCGGGCUCGAUCGCGAGCAGCUGUGCUCCUCACCAGCAUCGCUGCCGGCGCAUUGUUACAACGAACAAAUAUCAUCCUCUGUUCAGGCGGGUUGGUGACUGUGCCGUCCUGACCCCUCUUCUACCGCCAAUCACCACUCUACCGAGAGCUGCCCUCGACGCCCCAGGACCACCAUCCUGCCAUACCCUUCCUUCUCCUUAUUAUACCCCGCCCGCUAUAUACCCAAGCUGCAUCAUAGUCUCAAAUGGAGGUAGCUGAGAGCCGAGAGCAGUCCUCCGUCGGUCCGACAACGGGGGCCGAGUCUACCAUCCCCAAUGGCGAGCGCAAUCCCUUCUUGGAUGACCCUCUCAUGGAUGACGGACGGUCGAGUAGCUUGAGCGAGAUUGACGAUGUGUCCGACGAUGAGCCUUCUGACUAUGAUGACUCCCCCAAGCCCGAGAGGCAACUAGAAAAUGACUCGGAGGCGGAAACCGAGCGCAUCGACGAUUCCCCACACAAUAUCCGAAAACGCGACAUCAUACUGAGUGCUGGGGGCACUGGCAGCGCUGGUCCAAGCCCCAGCAAGCUUCACCAGUCUACUACCUUGGACGAUGUCGACGAUAAUGAGCACCUAGUAGAUGACUCGCCCAGCAAACCACGACGACCCUCCAAUAACAACGCAAUCGAUGACGAGAAUGCCGAACUCGACGAUGUGGAGCUUCCCGAUAGUAUUGGAAAGAAGCGCAAGCGCGUUGAAGCGGGCGACGAGACUGGAACCGAGCUCGGCGAGGAUGAGCCGCUCAAGAAACGCCGAAGCUCCAUCAAGAGCGAUCUGAGUGACCCAAUCGAUGACGAUACCCCUCUUUCACCAGAGCCAAUGAUGGAUGAUGAGCCGGCUCCUAUAAUGGACGAUGAGUUGGCCGUCGACGAUAUUCCCGAGUCGGAACUCCCCGUCGUGCCAUCCAAAGGCAGAAGGGGUAAAAAAGUUGAAGAAACAACGGAACCCAUCGACGAAAUUGAUGACGCAGAGGCUGUUGCUCGGGUGGAAGAGGAGUCUGCGAAAAAGAUGUCGGCCAUGGAAUCAUUGGCGACGUUGGAGAAAGAAUUUGCAACGUUGCGGGACAAAAUUUACGACGAACGCAUCACAAAACUCAAUCGCGAAAUGGAGAUGCUGACUGGACCAAAUCCGACGCAUCCCGAGUAUCUGCGUCAGAUUGAAUGUGUACAACGUUACCGAGACGCCAAAAUCAAGUACGAGCAUACCUUGUACCGCUACCGCUUAAAGGCCUUGGUGAACAAGAGCUUGGCCGAGCGUGCGCAGAGCCACAGUACCUUUUUCCAGCGCGUUCGUGAUGUGCGGGAGCGUCAUUCCAGUGCGAUCAGCAAGCAAUUCUAUGCAAUCCAGCAUGAUCGCUUCAAGACGGAUGAGCUCAGCCCGCACCAUAUCGUGCCAUUCCCGACCCGUCGGUCGCAACAAAUCGCACACCAGACUGCUUAUAACCAUGAGGUUUCCAUCAUGGCUGGAGUCGCCAAGUAUGUUGGCUUCCCGGCCGCGCCGACUUUAUUGGGGGCUCGUCCGUCUGAAUUGGAAGACGACCUGGAGAAGAUGGGGAUAUCUAUCGAGACGAGAGUGUCGGUUCCACGACAUUCACAGUCAUCGGCAAUGCCCCCUCGUGGUGCAGUGUCAGCCAUGUCGUCAAAUGUUUUCCGCACCGCGGCGGAGGAGGCUUUCCUAGAGCAAACGCCCUGGGCCAAUCCUCAACAUCCCAUUCAUCAGCAACAGCCACAGCACCCAUAUUCUCAACAUCAUCGACCCCCAGCAUCCUCAUUCGCCACACCAGCAGCUCAAAAACGGGUAGUCGAUAUCAACGCACCCAAUGGAUCUGCAUCCACUAUUCCUGAGAACAUGUCGGCCGCUAACUCAUCCGCCAACAACACACCUUACGGCACUGAGCAGGAUCAUCGUCACCCAGGCCAAGGAGCAUUCCGCAAUCCAGACUAUGACACCGAACAUAAAUCUGGUUUCCGAUCUCAGAGCUCUUCUCCACUAGAUGUGCGAAAGGCUCAACCACAUCCCAGUCAUAUCCUCGAGCGCCGCUCUCCGGGACUUGAUGCUUCCCACAGUUCGCUCUUCUCUCCACCUCCCGCCCGGGCUGGGUUAUUCCACCCUUCCACCUCCAAACCAAGCGCCUCUCCCUCUCUCCACACUAAGCCAGUCGACACGAUACUCUACCACCCACACCAACCUGAGAUAUCUGCGGAAUCUGCCUCAAGUCACCUGCCUGCUCGGUAGACACCAAGCUUCAACACCCCAAAUAUCGAUGUCAUGACUGACUGAGCUGGCCUGUUGCUCAUGGCGAAGGGCUGGAACCUGUACCGAUAGACAUGAUUCUUUGAUUCUUUUGUUUCGUUCUGGAGUUUGCAUCAACUUCUCUCCCCAUUCUCCUUAAUGAAGAUUCCCCUAUUUCCGUUCUGCUAUUGCUGCAAAGGCAAAUGUCAUUUUGAUCAGCGUUUUUGAGCUAGAAAGAGUGCUUGUGUGUGUGGAAGCGUGAUGUGUAUUAGGGUUGGGGGGGGGGGGGGGGGGGGGGGGUGCAUGGAGGGUGUCCGUUUAAAUACGGGCUUCGAUCUCGAAGUCCAACGCUAUAUAUGGGAAAACUUGCGGUGUUCGUGACUUACGGGACCUGGAUUUGGGCAAUGACUGACUGCAUGGAAUGGGAAUGGGACUAUAUCUUUCUAUCAUAGGAGGUGUUUUGUACGGGGCACAUCCUGGAAAUUCAACUUAUCUUUUUUCUCUUUCCUUUGGAGUCGUCUUCUUUGCUACAUAUGACAGCUGUCGGAUUGGCGUCAAUAUCUUGGUUUACUACGGAAAGGACCGCCGUGUUCUGCGUUUUGAUUUUAUUGUUCUUCCCAUUGAUACCAAACCAUCUGUUUAUACGGCCCGAACGUGUCUCGAGGAUCUGGAGAC